This is a messenger RNA of Durusdinium trenchii, 1812 nucleotides long. NCBI's taxonomy places the organism in Eukaryota, Dinophyceae, Suessiales, Symbiodiniaceae. The record is from the annotation of a GenBank genome assembly.
AGUGGUGCGGGACCGGAAGACGUCCACCACCCCCGCAGGGUUCAAGUUGGUUGGGUCUGGGCCAGACUCGCUCAACGGAUGCCAUGGCACGGAACUUUCCUUUGCCUUUCCGCUCGCUGCCCUUGCUCCCUUUCAAGAUUAUCGAAUCUGAAUUGAGCAGAGCUUGCAACCAGUUGGUUUCUUCAGAUGCACCGAGCAUGCUGCCAGUGCCGGACCACAUCAGGCAGGAGGCUCAGCGCAUUUGGCAGAGCCUUUUAGACAUGCAUGAGAAGCAUGAACAGCAUGAGAAUGAGAUCUUGGAGGCUCAGGCCUGGUCACUUCUACUCUCCAAGGUGCAAGCUGAAGCCCUGGAUCGUGCCCAUGUGCCUCAUCCACCCGUGAUGAUCCCGGUGACCGAGGAGCAGCUGAGCUUUUGGCAUCGCUUCGCCAUGGAGGUGGAAUUCCUUCCACCGGAGGAGCUGGAGGAUCUAGAGCUUUUGGAGGCCAUCUCCGAGGAGUGGACAGGAGCAGCCAGCAUCGCCGAAGCCAUACGCCUGCAUAGAGCUAUACGUGGACAUGUGGAGAGCAUGCAGGGCCUAAAGGUCUGCAUCCUGGGGCCCAGCUCCUCCUGCGAAUAUCAUCUGGGCAUCGAGGUCUUGGAAGAGAAGUUGCUGACCAUCUUGGGCGAUGGCGAUCUCCAGCUGAUGUUUUGUGGGCCGGAAGUGCCUACUGCCCGCAGCAGCCAGCGAGGCAAGCUUCAGCUGGAGCAUCGGCCAGGUCUAUGGCACGAACAGCCAGAAGCGGGAGUGGUGGCGGGCACAGCGGCCGCAGCGUCGUGGGAGUUGUUCAUCGCCUUAAAUGCCGGCACAUCUCUGAGGGAAUACCAAGAGCAGUGGCGAGAGACCUUCAUGAAGCUCCCUCAAAGCUCGAUGAUCUACAUCACUGGUUACAACCUUUUGGAAGUUCAGGAGGCCAAUAGAGAUUUGAGGACUGGCAUGGACAGGUGGCCGGAUGAGCUGGAUGAGGCAACUUGCCGUGUUUGUCGAAGUGGCACUUUGAAGGGCUUUGAUCGAGUUGAGCUGGGAACAACGCCUGCCAGCUUUCCUGGGAAGGCCAACUACGCGGAAUGCAUUGUGCCAGGACUUGGUGGGCUUGGUGCUGGUCUCCCUGUUGAACCAUGGUGGCCGAUCUUCGCACGAAGCUAGAAGACUUGCUCCCCUGUCUUGGCGCUUCCCUGCUGGCCGGAGCUUCCAUUCAGCAGAAUUGCACAAAACACAUCAGAUGGCACAAUCAGAAGCCUCCUUGACGACGACCCGAAGGCCAGACCCUAAGAGUCUAGUGGCUUUUGUGGACUUGUCGCGAUGGACUGCGGCCUUCUUUGGUCUACAGCGACGACUGCCACGUUGGACUCUGCCAGACUUCAACGAACGUCCACGAGAUGCACGUCUUCCACUCGCUGCAACCGUUGCCAAGAGGAGACGCAAGGCCUUGCCCCACAAGGGAUGGGGCUCCAGCACUCUGUUUCGUCCUGGUGCACGGCCUGCUGCGUACCUACCAGAAACAGCAUGAAAGUCACUUGAGUCCACCUAGAAGUGGGAAAAUCCGGUAGAGAAGCUCCCGGGCAAGCUGAGAUUGAGCUUCUCGCCUGGUUCCAAAGUGAAGGUGCGGGCGUCAGCUGUAGGCUGCUUGCGCUAGCUGCGGGCAUCGAUUUGAUUGUUUUUGCCCUCUGGCAUUACACGUCAUGCCUGGUGUCAGAGCCAAGGCUUCAACCUGCAGCAACGUGACCUGAGAGCUUUGACAAAGAGCAGCCCUUCCGGAACCACCUUAGCGAGG